AUGCUCCAGCACAGACAUGUUCAGGAGUUUUGCCUUGGCUCACAAGCCCUGAAAGAGGCCCUGAUUUCAAACAACGCCUCACUGAAGGAUCUUUAUGCCCGCACAUACUCCCAGGCUGAGAGGCUCUUCUUAUCCGAGGCGUACAAUCCAGACAGAGUGCUGUUUCAGACUCUGCUGAUAAGAACAGCGUUUGAUUGGAUUGUCAGCCAUCCUGAAGAGCCACAGGACUUUGAGAGCUUCUACAACUCCACUCAAUGGCACCAUUGCAGCUCUUAUCGAAAAAAGAUCUAUCUGCAGCCUAUAGAUGUGGAUGAAGUGAGGCAGGGAGCAAGGAUGUUGUUUCUGGAUGACCUUAAAUCUUACCUGGAGGCCUUCUUUCUUGGCUUCCGCGUGGUGUCUCUGCCCCCCAUAUCCACAUCCUCCAUCAAAUGCCGCUUUCGCCAGCAAAUACACUUGAAUAAAAUCCAGCUCCACACAGAUGCAAUCCUGAGACACCUCCGAAGAGUAAAGCCCAUGGAUGCAUUCUGUGUUCUUGGGCUCACCUUCAUGGAUAUCUAUCCUUGUGACACAUGGAACUAUACUUUUGGAAAAUCAGAAAAUGACCUAGCAGUGGGAGUGUGCAGCUUCUCCAGGCUGUGCGGCAUACCUCUGGGAGAGGGAUCCGGGAUGGCUGAGCGGGCAGCGGCAGCCAUGGAGGAGAAGGAUGACAGCCGUGACAGGAGAGCGCAGUCUGAGCAGCCCCGAGCCCUCACCCUGACUGACCUGCUGCAGUGCUGUAAGGUUGCCAGCCAUGAGCUGUGUCACCUGGUAGGGCUGCAGAACUGCCGCUGGCUACACUGUGUCAUGCAGGGCGUGGCCAGCGUGGACGAGGUGUUCCUCAGGCCCAUGGACCUCUGUCCCAUCUGCCUUAGGAAGCUUCAUUGUGCGCUGGGAUUCAGCCUGCUGCAGCGCUACCAGAAACUCCAGGCAUGGUGCCAUUGUGUUGCUCUCUCACGGGCACCCAGAGAGAGGGUGGGAAGGGCUCAGAGCUCGGAAGAUGGAUGCUGCCUCUUCAGCUCUGAUUCUGAAGGCUCAUGUGAGAACCCAUCCCAGCCCAGAUCAGCCACCCAGGAACUGCAUAGCUUGAAGGACUCGGUCUUCCAAGCCAGGCAGCAGGGUGGGUGUUCAGGCACCAGCGCCUCCCUUUGCCCCUCUGUCUCCUCAAGGACCCAAGAGAAGGGGCCAGCAGCGGCAUUGAGGCCGGAGCUCUGCCCAGACACCCUGGGGGACUAUGAGGCUUGGCUGGGAUCCUGCAUGGGGACUCUGCAGAGGAAGGCGCCCGAAGACGAGCCCGCCCAGCUGGAUCGCCUGGUGGACUCCAUGCCCGCUCCCAUAACCAGCCUGACACGGGCGCCCUCCCUCAGGGUCCUCCCGGAGCCUCACGGGGAGGAGCAGCACCACUUCGGGGGUGCCAUCAGGCAGAGGUUUGUGCAGAUGUGGAGGAAGCUCAGCUCCAGGCAGCCGCAGCAGACAGCCGGUUUGACGAGAGCAAAGACUGACAGGCCGACAGUGAGCCCUGACAGUGAACCCUCUUAA
This is a messenger RNA of Megalops cyprinoides (Indo-Pacific tarpon), 1575 nucleotides long. RefSeq names its product archaemetzincin-1-like. Gene Ontology annotation, biological process: proteolysis. The transcript has 6 exons. Gene Ontology annotation, molecular function: metallopeptidase activity. Lineage: Eukaryota; Metazoa; Chordata; Actinopteri; Elopiformes; Megalopidae. The coding region runs from base 1 to 1575 and encodes 524 amino acids. The record is from RefSeq and is a predicted model, not a curated record.